Wyeomyia smithii (pitcher-plant mosquito) is the source of this 1821-nucleotide messenger RNA. Its product is annotated as zinc finger protein 728-like. Gene Ontology annotation, molecular function: DNA-binding transcription factor activity; RNA polymerase II cis-regulatory region sequence-specific DNA binding. Gene Ontology annotation, biological process: regulation of transcription by RNA polymerase II. The record is from RefSeq and is a predicted model, not a curated record. NCBI's taxonomy places the organism in Eukaryota, Metazoa, Arthropoda, Insecta, Diptera, Culicidae. Bases 129 to 1535 code for a protein of 468 amino acids. The transcript has 3 exons.
AAAAGUUUUAAGCGUGCAUAACAUGUUUUUGUUUUGUAAAGUGGAAAGUUCAGUUUUUAUUAUGAUAAAAGUUCAGUUUUCAUUAUGAUAAAUUAUGCUACUUUGAGUACGUCAGUUUUGUGAGCAGAAUGGAGGAAACCUCCCAAAUAAAGAUGGUAUCUCCAAUGAAGUCUGAAAAGCUAGUAAUAUCGGACACUUCACCUGCGGUCGAGGAAACUCCAUUCGAAAAGAGCGCCCUAAGGGAAGUUUCAGCUACUGUGAAACAAGAACCUGUAACGGAUAUCACCGGUGAAGCUGGGACUACAGCAGCUUGUAACGAGAAUACAGUUUUUAGCUCCAGCAAUUCGAUCGGUUUCGAAUUACGUCCUGUCGAUUCUGGUAAUGAUUCACGAAAAAAGAACAUUUGUGAAUUCUGCAACCGACAAUUUACCAAGAGAUGCAAGCUGGAGAGUCAUAGAAGAAUUCACACCGGGGAACGUCCUUUUGCGUGCGAUAUUUGCAGCGAAACGUUCAGCACCGCUAAACGUCUGCGGUACCAUAAAAGUGUUCAUACAGAAGAGCGAAAUUUCGAGUGCGACAUAUGCAAGAAGCGUUUCUUUCUGAAGUCACAAAUCUCGUACCACAUGAUUUUACACCGCACCGCGUGUCCGCAUAAGUGUCAGGUUUGCGGCAAAAUAUCCGCAAGCAGUAGUCAUCUCGUAACACAUAUGCGCAGUCAUAGCGGUGAGCGACCCUUCAAAUGUGACAUCUGUGGCGCAUUAUUCAAGAGAAAUGAUGCGCUAAAACAGCAUUCGAGGAUUCACAAGAUUGUUCCUUUUCCAAGCAACGCGGACAUUACUAUGGAGCCAAACCAUCCUAUUGAAGAAAAACCUUUUUACUGCGACAUUUGUGGUUUAGCAUACAAGUGGGUUCAUAGUUUGAGAGAACACAAAAGGAAGCACACUGCUGUUGAGAGGCUGUAUAAAUGCGAAAUUUGUGGCAAAGGAUUUUCGAAUUCUGAAACGCUCACACGACAUAUGACUUGUCAUACUGAAGAAAGGCUUUUUCAUUGUGAUGUUUGCGGUACAUCCUGUAAGUCAGCUAGUCGUUUGAGGCAUCAUAAGAUAAAACACACCUCAGAGUGGCCGCAUAAAUGCGAAUUUUGUGACAAAAACUUUCUAUUUCGUUACUUAUUAACGCAGCACAUGUCUUGCCACACGGAUGAACGGACUUUUCAAUGCGAUAUUUGUAAUGCAUCAUUUAAGACAGCAAACAGUUUGGGGAUCCAUAAGCAAAAGCACACCUUGGAGAGGUCGCAUCAGUGUGAAAUUUGCGGGAAAAGCUAUCUAUUUCUCAGUCUACUGAAACAGCACAUGCUUUGUCAUACUCAUGAACGGCCUUUCGAGUGCACUGUAUGUAGUCUCUCGUUUAAGUCAGAUCAAAGUCUAAGAAAUCAUGAACGAACGCACAAGCGUGAGCACAAAUGUUCGGUUUGUGAAAAAGGAUUUCCUUAUCCUUCAUUCCUCGUAAGACACAUGUUAUGUCAUAAGCGGUGAUUGGAUCAAACUGUCUUUUGAAUAUCCACAAGCGGAGGUCACAUUUGGAGUGUCAGUUCGAAUGGUCGUAAUGCGAGAUACGGUUUGCAUUAAGACAAAAUCGUUGGGUACAAAACGUUUUUAUUCAGAAGAACCACCUUACGAAUGCUUUAUUUGCGGUUCGACAUACACCUCACAGUGGUGCGUAACGGUAUCACCACAGAAAAUGCAAUAGCCAAGAUUAUUCACAAACAAAAAUUCCAACUGGCAAGAAGUAUAAUAAAGGCAAUUUAAGAAAAUAACAAAA